AUGGAUAUUCCAAAGUAAUUAUUGGUCUUUGUCAAUCCAGCUAGCGGAAAAGGACAUGCUUUGAAAGAAUGGAAUAAAGCAAAAUCCAUUCUUGAUAAGUUCAAUAUAAAAUAUCAAGUCAUUUUAACAUAAUCUCAAAAUCAUUGUCACCAUUAUUUAUUAAAAGAAGAUCUUUCAAAUAUCUAUGGAGUCGUACUUGUAUCUGGAGAUGGAUUACCGCAUGAAGCUAUCAAUGCUUUGUAUGCAAGAUAAGUUUGAGAAUAAAUAUCUUAAUCUAUUACCUUUGGAGUAAUUCCAGGUGGAAGUGGAAUGCAUUUGCUAAACUCUUAAGCAAAUUAUCAUAUUUGGAAUGUAAACCAGAAAGUUGUGCACUUCUAAUUGCCAAAGGAAUCACAAG
Paramecium octaurelia is the source of this 397-nucleotide messenger RNA. The record is from the annotation of a GenBank genome assembly. Lineage: Eukaryota; Ciliophora; Oligohymenophorea; Peniculida; Parameciidae.